UAAUCUGUGUUCGACAUGGGCACAUAAUCUAUAGGAGGCAGAAUUCUUGCUGGUUGGUAGGGGAUCAAAUACUUAUUUUCAUUGUUUGAUUUAAAUUAAAUUAAGAUUGUAUCAUCAUGCAUCAUUGAAACAUCUAUGUGAUCUCAUGCUUGUGCACCUUGUAUGUCACUACAAGUAUUUUUUUCUCUCAGUUUAUGGACAUCCCCGUUUAAAAAUCCGUAUUGUGGGUGGAGUUGAUGCGCCUGAGGGGGCGUGGCCAUGGCAGGUCAGUCUUCACAGCCCCAAAUAUGAAGGUCAUUUUUGCGGAGGUUCCCUCAUCAGCAGUGAAUGGGUGCUCUCGGCUGCUCACUGUUUCGCUAGAGUCAGCACAUCCAACCUGCUUGUGUACUUGGGAAGGAGGACACAGCAGGGAGUUCAUGACCAUGAAAUCAGCAGUAGAGUCAGUACACUUGUCAUACACCCGUCCUACAACAGCGACAACUACAACAAUGACAUCGCUCUCCUGCAACUGUCCUCUUCAGUCAACUUUACUAACUAUAUCAGACCAGUGUGUCUAGCAGCGGAAAACAGCAUCUUCCCUUCCGGCACCAGCAGCUGGAUCACAGGCUGGGGACAAACUGCAGCUGGAGUGAAUUUGUCUUAUCCUGGGACUCUGCAGGAGACUGUGGUUCCAGUGGUAAUUAAUUCUCAGUGUAAUGAUCUGCUGGGUGCCGGAGUCAUUACAGACAACAUGAUGUGUGCUGGUUUACUGCAGGGAGGCAAAGACACCUGCCAGGGGGAUUCUGGUGGUCCACUGGUGAGUCAGCAGUGUUCAGUGUGGGUUCAGUCUGGUAUCAUCAGUAGGGGUCACGACUGUGGUCAGCCCAAUGAACCUGGUGUGUACACCCGCGUGUCACAAUAUCAGCAAUGGAUCACGACCUCCACUGGCCAGAGCCUCCCAGGAUUCGUCACCUUCAACCCCCUACAGUCAUGCUCUACUGCCAGUCAGGGUAAAACCUAUAGGCCAAAAGCACGUAUUCACAAUAUCAACGUACAGCAUAUUACAGACAUCACAAUUUUUGUAGUUAUUUUGUUGCUGUUUAUUGUAUAGUGAUACAUUGGGUUUUGUAAAAGAGCAAACUUUAUCCUAUAAAAGCAAAGUAAAAUCUACACUUCAUAAUAUUCAAAAUGAGUAUAUUAUUACAAAUUGUAGUCGGUUACUGAGAAUAAUGUGUAAUCAUGUAAUCAAUAAAAAAGUAUUUUAAAACAUAAUAUAUAAUUAAUUACUUAAUUUUUGGAAUCUGAUUACGUAAUCCAGAUUAAAUGUAAUCAGUUACUACCCAGCACUGUUAAUAAGUAUAUAAAUAUUUGUGCAAUUAAUCUCAUCUUACUGAAUAACUAAAUCAGUUAUUCACCAAAAGUACUCUCAAUAUUUGU
Messenger RNA from Megalobrama amblycephala (Wuchang bream), 1416 nucleotides. Its product is annotated as serine protease 27-like. Gene Ontology annotation, biological process: proteolysis. The transcript has 4 exons. The record is from RefSeq and is a predicted model, not a curated record. Gene Ontology annotation, molecular function: serine-type endopeptidase activity. NCBI's taxonomy places the organism in Eukaryota, Metazoa, Chordata, Actinopteri, Cypriniformes, Xenocyprididae. The coding region runs from base 146 to 1090 and encodes 314 amino acids.